GCAGUUGUGGCUGCUUUAAAUUGUCAAAUAUGUAAUGAUAUAAUCCAAGAGCAACUAGCCAGAGCUCUACUCUUGUUAGCAGGCCACUUUUCUUCUACAGGUGAAUCAUUAAUGGAAAAAGCACUUCUACAACAAGCUGGCUUCCGAGAAAGUUGCUUAGAAGAUUCCUCUCAUGGCAAGGAAAUUGUUGUUUAUGAUUUGGCUCACAAGAAUGAAGAGGAUGAUGAAGGUGAAAGUUGGCGAAAUAGAGCAGCCAGUGUCUUGUUCAAAAGUGGAAAUAAGAAUUUACUAUUGGCACUCGCAGAUUCUGCAGCCAAUGGUAUCCCAAGUUUAGCACGAGCAAGUCUUGUAACAAUUUCAUGGAUGAGCAGCUACCUACACUUAGUUGAUGAUAGAAAGUUGCCACCAAUGGCUCUCUCAAUCUUCACUCCAGUGUUGUUAAAAUCCUUGAAUUUUGAUAAGGAUGCUGAGGCAAGAGUGCUAGCUUCAUAUUCAUUGCUAUGUCUUGUACAAAACUCAGGUGUCUCUGAUCUGCCACCGCUACACGAAGACUCACACAGACAUCUCCAAAAUCUCUCCCUAGUGACAUGGACAGCGAAUGAGUUAAUGUCAAUCAUCUCGAAAAGCAGCUUGCAAUAAAAAACAAUGAAAAAC
This is a messenger RNA of Gastrolobium bilobum, 654 nucleotides long. RefSeq lists its product as uncharacterized. Bases 112 to 639 code for a protein of 175 amino acids. Lineage: Eukaryota; Viridiplantae; Streptophyta; Magnoliopsida; Fabales; Fabaceae. The record is from RefSeq and is a predicted model, not a curated record. The transcript is spliced from 3 exons.